Messenger RNA from Pisolithus orientalis, 3271 nucleotides. Its product is annotated as cysteine protease required for autophagy. Gene Ontology annotation, molecular function: protein-phosphatidylethanolamide deconjugating activity. The record is from RefSeq and is a predicted model, not a curated record. Lineage: Eukaryota; Fungi; Basidiomycota; Agaricomycetes; Boletales; Pisolithaceae. Bases 116 to 3064 code for a protein of 982 amino acids. The transcript has 5 exons.
UGGAUAGGGUAAACAACCCAAACUCGGAACACAGACACUACACUAGUACAACGCUAGUAGUCGACGAGACUGAGCUUCUCGUCGCCGCCAACGCCGGACACAUUGACGAGCGACCAUGACGAACAAGCACAUCCGCAGCGCUCCAAUUCCGCCGUCGCCUAACCCACAGCAUGGCCCUAAGUUACCCAAGUUUUUACAGAAACAGAGCCGCGACCGGUCAAAGUCCAUGAUGGACACUCCAGCGAGCGACAGUGUUGCCAGUCUGGCAAGCUCAAGCUCUUCUAUUCGAACCUCCCAAAGCUCCUCCCCGAUGCCCCGAAAUCCUCAGAGCUCGGCAACGUCCCACUCAGACACCAAGGACGACAAUCCAACCAACCCGCCAGAACCCGACGACGAGCCUGAGGAUGCAUUCGACGAACCACCUGUGAUCGUCGAGCCUGCGGAUAUGCCACGAAUUCGCACGCGUGCAGAGCGCCCUCUCAGCGUGGUGUCUGACAUCCAACCGUCAAUAUCCAUGUACUCCCCCUCAUCGACAUCCCGCAUAUCCGAUCUCCCCACUCGUCUAUCUGGCUGGCUGUCACACACCUUCAGCAGCUCUUCAACUGACCUCUCCCUUCCAUCUCUCCUAUCCCAAUCUCACAUGGUCACACAGUCACCAAAGGGUAAAUCAAACCCGCUUUUGACUGCUGCCAAGCAUGGCAAAAGCCACCUCGACCGUGCAAUGCGCUUCAUUAGAGAUAGUGACGCCAUGCCCGAUAAGUGUCCUGAACCCAUCUGGCUACUCGGAGUGCAGCACUCAGGCUAUGAACCACCGCCCCCAACAACACCCGGCCGUCGUGCCUCGGUCGAGUCACGUCGCUCCCCCUCUCUCCGUUCCAAUACGUCUUCUUCGGCAACCGUCUCCCAGCUUUCUCAAUCACAGCCACCUUCAGCUAAGAAUCCGGCAGCCCACUGGCCUCCUGUGUUCUAUGCUGAUUUUACGUCUCGAAUAUGGCUGACGUAUCGCGAUCAAUUUCCGCCUAUCCGGGAUUCAACACUUGCUGCACUCGAUUCUGAUCUCGCCUCCGGCGUUCAGUCUAUUACACCAUGCAGUCCGCGUCCGAAGAGAUGGAAUUGGCCCGGCACAGGUGAAAAGGGGUGGACUAGCGACACGGGAUGGGGAUGUAUGCUGCGCACCGGCCAGACAUUGUUAGCGAAUUCCCUGCUACACCUCCAUCUGGGACGAGAUUGGAGGUGUCCACCAUGCCCCGUUCGUACCAAGGAUUAUGCAACUUACGUGCAGAUUAUAACCUGGUUCCUCGACACACCAUUGCCUCAAGCGCCAUUCAGCGUGCAUCGUAUCGCUCUCGCUGGAAAAGAUCUCGGGAAAGACGUCGGACAGUGGUUUGGACCUAGCACAGCCGCGGGUGCAAUCAAAACGCUUGUACAUGCCUUUCCAGAAGCGGGCCUCGGUGUUGCAGUCGCUGCCGACGGCGUAGUCUAUCAAACGGAUGUAUAUUCGGCCUCCAAUGUUCACUCACGCUCGCCACGGCGACUGGCGAGAUCAUCUUGGGGCGACCGUGCCGUACUGGUCUUGAUUGGUAUUCGUCUCGGUCUCAAAGGCGUCAACCCCAUCUACUAUGGAGCCAUCAAGGAGCUUUUCACGUUCCCACAGUCCGCCGGCAUCGCUGGGGGCCGUCCUUCGUCCUCAUACUACUUCUUGGGUUCCCAAGCCGAUAACCUCUUUUACCUUGACCCACAUCACACACGUCCAGCAGUGCCACUGCGUCCCGCUCCACCCUAUUCGUUGGACGAUUAUCCUGCCGUUCGCAGCCGAGAGACUACGCCAGACGACACGUCCGAAGGCCGCACGAAUCAACACUCUCCAAGGGCAUCAUCAUCAUCCUGUUCACAUCACCACCGUGCUCCAACCUCCCCAUCAUCCAUCAGGACCGGAUCGUCAACAUUCUCUUACCAUAUACCUCUUUCACCUUCCCCCUUACAGCACCAAGUUUCCACCUCUUCUGGAGCGUCCAGAUCGUCAUCGAUCUCAGCCUCCUCACAACAUGCUUCACACUGGCAGAAUUCGAAUAUAACAACAUCGCCUGGACUCACCGCCUCCGAUCUCGACCCCCGCGACCUUGGUAUGGAAGAAGAAGAUUUAGAUCCUGCUGCAGAGCAUCACGUGACCCAGUACAGUCCUGCAGAACUCCGCACCUUCCAUUGCGACCGGGUUCGCAAAAUGCCACUCAGUGGUCUUGAUCCGAGUAUGCUCCUCGGAUUUCUGUGCAAGGACGAGAACGAUUGGAUGGACUUGCGGAGGCGAAUCAACGAGCUCAACCAACAACACAAGACUAUAUUUACCAUCCAGGACGAGCCGCCGUCUUGGCCCUCAGACUCUGAUGAAUUUAUGGGCUUGGAAUCGAUCGAUGAGCCCGAAGACCUGGAUGUGGACCUCGAAGACGAGCCCGAUGACACAGGAGGCAGUGAUGACAAGCAACACAACGAUGACUUUUAUAACACUCGUUCAGUCUCUGUAUCUCCUGUGGACAGCAGCGUCAAAGGGGGGACGAAAGGUUCUGAAGCCGAUACGGAGGAGGACCCCAUUGGACCCAUUACCCCUGGGCCGAAUUCCACCUUUGAGGUUGACAAACAGGAAGAGGGACACGAAACAGGCUUGUCAAAGAACGAGGAUUUCGAAGAAAUUGAUGCGAACGAGGAAGAUGACGACGAAUGGGUGGACCCCUCGAUGCCAACGCCUCUGGCACAGCCACGGGAACGGCCGCACGCUCAACCGAUCAAACAAACCAAGUCGACUGGGUCGACUGGUAGCUCAGCCAGCAAAGACAAGGGGAAGAAGGGGAAGAAGAAGAAAACAGCCGUACCGUUGGUAAAGCCUCCAUCACCUCCCGUGAGAGUGGAAGAACAUUUCCCGUUCCCGCGGUCAUUGGAAGAAAGCUUCCACGACCAGGCCGAUGGAGUUGGGUUUGAAAAACGGAUGAAUAACGCUCGUGCAAGGGACGGCGGGCGAACUGAGAGUGGGGGCGUUAAAGCGGUAUUGACUGAGGAGGUGACGCCAAGGUAAUCGUCAUUUAUCGGGACGGACUACAAAGGGAGAGACGUCUCGUGCGGCCAAGGAUGGGUACACAUCACGUUCUAUUUCUUCUUCGGUGCUUUUCUUUUUUUACAUUUACAUUAUCUUGCCUCGUGCAGUUCUCAUUGAAUCGUCCCGGUCGUAUUCUCGCUCCCAUCAUCGUCUUCUCAACUGUAUGGAUGACCCUCGCUACUUAUA